GUCAAUGAUUUUAUCUUCUAAGCAGUGUCUGUUAUUCUAAUUAGCUAAUGUUAGUGUUGAUGACUUGUGAAGUUCAGUAAUGUUUGCUAACAGAAGUGUUAACGUCAGAAGCUGAAGUGUCGCAGCCGCCCGGCCUCGUGCUGAUCCGGGCUGUCUGCCUCCACAUGCCUGUGUUGUAUUUUUAUAGUUUGGCUUUAUUAUUCAUUGCGGAUUUAAUUUAAUCUGCGGAACAGAUCAUGAGGAUGUCACUUUUCCCGAGAUCUCGCGAUAUCGAUUUACAGGGUAGCGCUGGAACCGCACAGGGGGGCCCUGGGAGGGCUGCAGGGGCCCGAGCGAAGCCAGGGGAAAGGCAAUUAGACUGGCAUUUAACCCGAGAGCAUUUAGCCAAAUUAAGACAUUUAAAACAUAUUGUUGUUUGACUAUUAAGUGAUGACAUUGGUACAAAUCAAGCCUAACAGAAUUCCUCACAUGAGGCCUUUUGGACAGAUCUUUGUGGUGUCAUGCGCACGAAUUUGUUUAUAACUACGUUCAGCUAUUUUUAUGGUGUCAGCAGUCUUACUUUUUUAAUUUAAAGGGCAAGGCUGAUGAUGUAGUCGUUUUCUUAAUGUCAACAACUCUCAUGAAAGGACCAAAACAAUAUGUUCAUCUCUCAAUCCCACCCGCACCGCUGACCCAUCGCACCAUGUCAGAUCCCGAUCUUGACUUCACGACUGGCGAGUCUGGCGCCUCCGCCACCUACCCUAUGCAGUGCUCUGCUCUGCGUAAGAACGGGUAUGUGGUGCUGAAGGGACGCCCCUGCAAAAUUGUGGAGAUGUCCACCUCCAAGACCGGCAAACACGGACAUGCCAAGGUUAACAUGGUUGGUAUCGACAUCUUCACCAACAAGAAGCAUGAAGAUAUGUGCCCCUCCACCCACAACAUGGAUGUUCCCUCCAUCAAGAGGAUAGACUACCAGCUGGUUAACAUAAACGAGAGCUACAUGUCCUUGAUGAGCGACAACGGGGAAAUCAGGGAGGACCUGCGUGUCCCUGAAAGCGAAAUCGGCAAGGAGAUCGAGACAAAGUUUGAAGCUGGUGAUGAAUUCAUGGUCACCGUGAUUUCUGCCAUGGGGGAGGAAUGUGCUGUUGCUACCAAGGUCUUGGCCAGCAAAUAGGGAGACGGACUUUGCUGCCCAGGCAACAAGCACCACCCACAACCAGUCUCUUGCAUUCUCAUUGGUUCUGUCACCAAAGCGUCGGCCUUCACAGACAACCUCAAUCAUCCUGUUGUGAUUUCUCUCAUCAUUGAUCUUUUGUUUUUUUUCCCUCCUCCCCUUUUCAUUUCUCUUCUCCAUUGCUGUUGGGAAAGUUCCACUGCAGCUCGCUGCGUGGGCCUCUGCCUGAUCACUGAGGUUUUGUUUGGUAACAAUCUACUUUAUAUAAAACAACUUUAAAAAUAAUGAUCAGUUGCUCAUUCCUGCUUAUUUUUGCCUUCAAAUGUUGGUUUCGCCACUCACAUUCCUGAAUGUUUAAAUAACAACGGGAUUCAGCUUUUGUAUGAUUAUUUUUUUUAUAUUCUUGAGUAUAGCAGGUCUAAAGCCUUUUAGAUGGGAGGGGGGCAGUUUUUGAGUUGUAAAAGCAGUGGGAGGGAGGGUAGCCCCUGUAGAUGCUAUAUUCCGGUUUAGGCCAUCCCUCUAGCAGCCAUCCCGCUUUCAGCACGGCCUUUGCUCUGGUUCCUGACGGUUGGGCUCGACAAGGUCCGUUUUUCUCCUAACCGCUGGGAUUGGUGGUGGCGAGCACUUAUGAGCACUUGAGGUCCACCCCAGCAUGUCAAAGCUCAAAACCAAGAAAAGAGAAGUGUGUUUGUUUUUUUUUUCUCCCCCCCCCCCCAGAACAGAAACUUCAGUGAUUUACCCUUGUGAUGCCAGUCUCUUGUCUGUGUAGAAGUUUGAGGGGCGUGAGGGUCCUGUGCGCUCACACCUCUCGUCCACCGGGGCAGACGAGGGCUCGCCCCGCUGCCUCGGCCAUCCCCCCCCAAUACAAAAGGAGUGUUAUAUUUUGUUUUGAGAGGCAUGAGUGUAGCGUUGUGGGCCUCCGAAAUGUGGGAGGCGGGUUUGCAGUGAGGCGUGUUUCUUUUGAGGGACUCCAUCGGUUUGGGGAGGGUGGUAGAGUUGCAAACGUUUUGUUCACUCGAGGCCUUUGUCACCUGACUGGAGAUGGCAAAAAAAUAAAACGAUGAAACAAAUGGACAAAAACUGCAAA
Molecule: messenger RNA, 2240 nt
Organism: Cottoperca gobio
Lineage: Eukaryota; Metazoa; Chordata; Actinopteri; Perciformes; Bovichtidae
Product: eukaryotic translation initiation factor 5A-1-like
Exons: 5
Coding region: 605-1153 (182 amino acids)
Biological process (GO): positive regulation of translational termination; positive regulation of translational elongation
Molecular function (GO): translation elongation factor activity; RNA binding; ribosome binding
Source: RefSeq, a predicted model, not a curated record